This is a messenger RNA of Camellia sinensis, 755 nucleotides long. RefSeq names its product putative histone H2B.1. Gene Ontology annotation, cellular component: nucleosome. Gene Ontology annotation, molecular function: structural constituent of chromatin; protein heterodimerization activity; DNA binding. Lineage: Eukaryota; Viridiplantae; Streptophyta; Magnoliopsida; Ericales; Theaceae. The record is from RefSeq and is a predicted model, not a curated record.
CCACAACCCAUUCCGAGUCAAUCUCUCUCAUCUCUAUUUUGAAACCCUAGUUUUCUCUCUAGACUCUCUAAUGGCACCCAAAGCAGCAGCAGAGAAGAAGCCCGCAGAGAAGAAGCCGGCGGAGGAGAAGAAGUCCACGGUGGCGGAGAAGGCUCCGGCGGAGAAGAAGCCGAAGGCCGGGAAGAAGCUGCCGAAGGAAGGCGGAGCAGCCGCCGGAGACAAGAAGAAGAAGAGGUCGAAGAAGAGCGUUGAGACUUACAAGAUCUACAUCUUCAAGGUUUUGAAGCAGGUUCAUCCAGAUAUCGGGAUCUCGAGCAAGGCUAUGGGGAUUAUGAACAGUUUCAUCAACGAUAUCUUUGAGAAGCUCGCUCAGGAGGCUUCGAGACUUGCUAGGUACAACAAGAAGCCUACGAUCACUUCUCGGGAGAUUCAGACUGCUGUGAGGCUUGUUCUUCCCGGUGAAUUGGCUAAGCAUGCCGUGUCUGAGGGUACUAAGGCUGUGACUAAGUUUACCAGUUCUUGAAAGGCCUUCGAUUGAUCGAUCGAUUGGCUUCUCUGGUCUCGUUCUGUUUUUUUUACAUAUCUAAGGGUAGGGUUUUUAGGAUUUGGUGACUGGUAGUGCUAAUGUUUUAAAUUUCUUUGGCUGGUUGUGAUUUUGAAUCGGUUUGAUCUAGUUGUGUAGUGCAGAUACAAUCGUUUGGCUUUUGUUUUAAAUUUGAAUCUUUCGAAUUUAAUAACUUUAAUUGUCAUUUCUA